UUCAUCUCAAUUUAUUUAAUAUCUUUUACUUAUUUUGAGAUCCUACCGUUUGCUUAUCUUUUCAGUUCCACAGCAUUCAUAUCUUUCAGCUUCUCUCCCCUUCAUUUCAGUCCGUUAUUGUUCACGCCGAGCACCACCAACGCCUUGCCACCGACAACAAUCGCAAGAUCAGAGAUACAAACUGAGUUCAAGCAAGUAAGCGAGAGCUAGAUUGUAUUCGAGAAAUGGAACUCACUAUGUGCUCGGCUAUGGGUAUGAAAUACAGAAGCAUCUCCCCAAAAAAUCUCACCAGGCAUUAUGGACACAAAUUCUCUCCUACUGCUCCCAGAAAUGGAAUGGUUGUAGCAGUAAGCCGGCCCUCCUCCUCCUCUGGUCUAACUACCAAUGGGCAUGUCUAUGAAGUGAGCAGCGGCAGCUCCCAAAUUACUUCCAAUAAUGGUAGGUUUUAUAGGAGGCAAGAUUCCUGUUUGGUGAUUGCUCCACCCAGUGGUAUGAAGCCACGUGCAAUUAUCAAGUUCUUGGGCGGUGCAUUCAUUGGAGCUGUUCCUGAAGUCACCUACAGUUACCUAAUCGAGCAAUUGGCACAGGAAGGGUUUCUCAUCAUUUCGGUACCUUAUAAUGUAACUUUCGACCACGCCCUGGCUGCUGCACAGGUUUACGAGAGGUUCAAUGCCUGCUUGGACUCGGUGCUCACCUCUGGAUUGCCUCAUGCCAAUUUAACACCUGCCCAACUUGCUGGCCUUCCUCUCUUUUCUGUCGGCCAUAGCAAUGGUGCACUUCUCCAGGUACUUGUGGGAAGCUAUUUCUCUGAGAAGGUACCAAAGGCGAAUGUCAUAAUCUCAUACAACAACAAGCCAGCAACAGAGGCAGUGCCUUACUUUGAGCAGCUGGGUCCUUUGGUUCGUCAAAUCAUGCCGGUUGUUGAAGCAUCUCCAGUUUAUGCGAUGACUAGGAGUGCCUCGGAAGAUGCAUGGAAGAUGCUACUUGAUGUAGCUGGAGCAAUGAUUCCUGAUGGUGAUCGGGAAUCCUUAGUUUCACUAAACAAAUUUGUUGAUCAGUUGCCAUCGGUACUAAAUCAGGUCACUCAAGGGAUAUCAGAGUUCAGGCCAAAUCCAUCUGAGAAUCGUGAUCGUUGCAAGAGCUCAUACAAUGUCCAACACACCCUGUUGGUGAAGUUCAGCUUUGACACCAUAGAUGAGACGGACCUUCUGGAGGAGGCAUUGAAGCCUCGUGUGGAGUUAAUGGGUGGGACACUGGAAAAGGUGCAAUUGACUGGUAAUCACAUCACUCCAUGUGCACAGGAACCAAAGUGGCAAGUGGGUUAUGUGUAUACUCCAGCAGAUGCCAUUGCUCAGGGGCUUAAAACUCUUUCCUUGAAUGAGACUAGACAACUUGCUAGAACCAUAAGCAACUGGUUGGGUCGUUUUGAAGACUGAAAUGUCGAAGUUUCUAUUACAAAUGAUAAAGUUGGUUUCCAGGUUUCAACUGCCCCACUUGUGCGGAUGGCAAUGGCAGUGACUCUACGCCCAACUAUCUUCACCAAUAUCACCCAUCUCAAAUCCACCACUACCAGGGUGAAGACCGCAAC
Juglans microcarpa x Juglans regia is the source of this 1588-nucleotide messenger RNA. RefSeq lists its product as uncharacterized. The transcript has 3 exons. The record is from RefSeq and is a predicted model, not a curated record. Bases 225 to 1436 code for a protein of 403 amino acids. NCBI's taxonomy places the organism in Eukaryota, Viridiplantae, Streptophyta, Magnoliopsida, Fagales, Juglandaceae.